AUGAGGAUUGGUGGAAAACACUAUUUUAAACAUGUUGUCAUUGCAACUCAUUUUAUACCAAACCCUAACAAUCUACCUUUUGUAGACCACAUAAACCAUAUAAGAAACGACAAUAGACUUGAAAACUUACGUUGGGUCACUUGUUCUGAAAACAGUAAGAACAUAGGCAAAUUUAGAGAUAUUGUAUUCGAAUUUGUCGACGAACUAGAAGAUGAAGCAAUUGAAAUUACAGACUAUGGUAAGCAUACGUUUGAGUUUUACUACUAUAGCGAAGAACAGGACUCUUUCUACCUUUAUACCGGCGUAAACUAUAGAAAAUUACAAGUAUGUUUUACUAAGGCAGGCUGUGCUUAUGUAAACACUAGAGAUACAGAUGGAAAACGCGUUCAAAUACGUCUUAACAAAUUCAAGAAGCUAUAUGGCAUACCAUUUUAA
Trichomonas vaginalis G3 is the source of this 435-nucleotide messenger RNA. Its product is annotated as His-Me finger endonucleases family. Bases 1 to 435 code for a protein of 144 amino acids. The transcript has a single exon. The record is from RefSeq and is a predicted model, not a curated record. NCBI's taxonomy places the organism in Eukaryota, Parabasalia, Trichomonadida, Trichomonadidae.